AUGAUUAGAAGACAAGCCAGAGAGAGAAGAGAAUAUUUAUACAAAAAGUCGUUGGAACUUCAGGAGACCGCUCAACUAGAAAAGAGACAGAAAUUAAAAGCAGCAUUAGCCUCAGGUAAACCUCUUUCAAAGGAGUUGAGCGAAGACACCGAGCUCCACAAGAACUUCAGAUACGAUGAAAGCGAACAAGUCGAUAUCGACGAUGAGUAUCUGGCUAUGAGUGGCAUCAACGAUCCAAAGAUCAUCGUAACGACAUCGAGAAAUCCAUCAGCUAAGUUGCUACAGUUCUCUAAAGAGAUCAAGCUAAUGUUUCCAAACUCCAUGAAAUUGAAUAGAGGUACCUACGUCAUUCCAGAUCUUGUGAAACUGUGCUCGAGAGCUGCUAUCAACGACUUGAUUGUGCUUCAUGAACACAGAGGUGUUCCCACCUCACUCACAGUAUCGCAUUUUCCCCAUGGGCCUUCCGCUAUCUUCACUUUGCACAAUGUUAAAUUGAGACAUGACUUGCCUAACAUCGGCAACAUCUCUGAAGUGUAUCCUCAUCUCAUAUUUGAAAACUUUUCAACAGCUCUUGGGCAGCGUGUGGUGAAAAUUCUUAAGCAUCUUUUUCCACCAGGGGCCAAGAAGGACAGCUCAAGAGUGAUCUCUUUCAUCAAUAAUGAAGAUUUCAUCAGUGUCAGACACCAUGUUUAUGUCAAAACUAGGGACGGAGUUGAACUUAGUGAGGUUGGCCCGAGGUUUGAAAUGAGACUCCAUGAACUCAGACUUGGGCUUCUCGACAAUAAAGACGCUGAUGUGGAGUGGAAGACCAGACGCUUUGUCAGAACUGCUAAUAGAAAAAACUAUUUGGCUGAUUAA
Candidozyma auris is the source of this 858-nucleotide messenger RNA. It is a transcript of the gene IMP4, whose product is annotated as snoRNA-binding rRNA-processing protein IMP4. The record is from RefSeq and is a predicted model, not a curated record. Gene Ontology annotation, cellular component: Mpp10 complex; nucleolus; small-subunit processome. Gene Ontology annotation, biological process: rRNA processing. The transcript has a single exon. NCBI's taxonomy places the organism in Eukaryota, Fungi, Ascomycota, Pichiomycetes, Serinales, Metschnikowiaceae. The coding region runs from base 1 to 858 and encodes 285 amino acids. Gene Ontology annotation, molecular function: snoRNA binding; rRNA primary transcript binding.